CAGUGCCUGUGAUAAGUGUAAAGUGUUUGUUAAAGACACACCUGAUUCAUUACCGAAAUAAAUUUCCCAAAUCUCCAGGAGACACAUUUGACAAAAUCGGAAAAAAUGGUCCACUUGGAGACCUGACCACCACAUAGGCGCAUUGAAGAUACUACAUACACCGUGUAUUGAUUUCUAAUAAAAGCCGAAUGCUAUUACUAAAACAACGUAAAAACCUGCCGAAAGUUCAAUUCUGGAGUAACAAACACCAGUAAGGUGGAUGUGAGUGUACAGCACAUCAUAGAACGUAAUAUUUGUACAUAUUGAUAAUACUAUCUGGUUCGAUAAAUUGGUAUCUGAAAUAGAACAACGUAGUACUGGAAAAUUUUCAGAAAAAUAGUUAUAUUACCCAGAACCAACCAAAGAAAUUGUACAGAAAUUUAAUAUUUAGAAAGGUCACUUUCUAAGAUUCAUUAAUAAUUUCAAUUGGAAUCUGAUUGGUAGCACGAUACAUUCAGUAACCGAGCAGUCGAGGCAGAACCACUGUAGGCGUAUCAAAUACAAGUCAACAACCAAAUACGUUCUGGAAUCACUAAAUUGGUUUAAAAAUUUCAAUUCCUAAAGAAGCCAAAAUCCACCCAAGAUGCCUCAAGUCUUAGGCCCAAUUGGCGACACGCCAUACGUCCAAAAACCAAAAGAACCAACCUCCAACACAUCUCCUGUCCACAAUGGCGGUUAUACAAGUUUAGGGAACGCCGGUGGAAAUGUCUACAUGUCAACCACCGAACCAACAACUCCUUCCUCAGUAAUUGACACUGUCAAGAGAGCCUUUACAGGAGGUUCCACAAACCAAAAAACAGGAGCUGGUGAACCUUUGCUCAAUGCCAAUGGAAGAAGCAACAAAAUUGUGAGCAACACCAUGCCUUGUGAUCCAAUGGACGACAUCGAAUUGAAAUCAAUUCAGCUCCAAUUUCCAUCAUCAAGAACUGCUCCAAGGCAGAGCAUUGGAACAAUUUCUAGAGUCCCUACAGAUCAUGGUGAAUUGCAAGUUGCUGUAGUUGGUGAUUGCACGAAACCAGCAAUUCUGACUUAUCAUGAUCUUGGAUUGAACUAUUCGUCAAGUUUCAGUGCUUUCUUUAAUUAUCCUUCAAUGAGAGCUCUACUUGAGAACUUUUGCGUUUACCAUGUCACCGCACCUGGACAAGAAGAAGGAGCUCCUACCUACCCAGAAGAUUAUGUUUAUCCUACGAUGGACCAACUGGCUGGACAACUACCUUUUGUGUUGACUCAUUUUGGACUAAAAUCUGUUAUCGGUUUUGGAGUUGGAUUUGGAGCCAACGUGUUGGCUCGAUUUGCUAUUGAACAUCCAGAACAGGUUGGUGCUCUUUGUUUGGUAAACUGCGUGAGCACGGUAUCUGGCUGGAUCGAAUGGGGUUACCAGAAAUUGAACGCCCGUCAUUUGAAGUCCAAAGGGAUGACCCAGGGUGUUGUGGAUUAUCUGAUGUGGCACCACUUUGGAAGAAACACAGAAGAGCGCAACCACGAUCUCGUCCAAGUCUACAAGAAUUACUUCGAGCAGCAAAUAAAUCCAGUGAACCUUUCGAUGCUGAUAGACACGUAUUUGAGAAGAACGGAUAUGAAUAUUGCCCGUAGCCCGACAUCCGGACCUCAGAACAACGAUAUGACAUUAAAGAUGCCCGUCAUGAACAUUACAGGAAGUCUAUCGCCACAUGUCGAUGACACUGUCACGUUGAACGGACGUCUGGAUCCCAAGAACUCCACUUGGAUGAAGAUCAGCGAAUGUGGAAUGGUUCUAGAAGAGCAACCUGCCAAAGUAUCAGAAGCUUUCAGACUUUUCCUACAGGGAGAAGGAUACGCCGGAUUUAUAUCGCCAGCAAAACUAGGACUAUACCACUUAUUCCCAACAACUGCCAAUAAAGAGACUUCAGCCAACAACAAUGUCGAAGUCAUCAACACUAAUCAACAACAGCAAGUUUCUGCCGCUAAUGUUGCCAACAAUAAUUGCGUUUCUAUAAGAAUUACAGAAAAUCCAAUUUCGGAAGCCGUUCCUUGCUAAUUUACAAAUUUGGAAAAAAAUAGAAGACUUAGGC
Messenger RNA from Ctenocephalides felis (cat flea), 2090 nucleotides. Its product is annotated as protein NDRG3-like. NCBI's taxonomy places the organism in Eukaryota, Metazoa, Arthropoda, Insecta, Siphonaptera, Pulicidae. Gene Ontology annotation, cellular component: cytoplasm. The record is from RefSeq and is a predicted model, not a curated record. The transcript has 9 exons. Gene Ontology annotation, biological process: signal transduction. Bases 623 to 2056 code for a protein of 477 amino acids.